GGUGCGCGGCCGGGGCUGGAGCUGUAUAGCGGUGCGGAGGAAGCCGCCGCUGCUCCGCCGCCUACUCUCAUUCCUUCGGCAGUCGCCCCUGCCCGUGGAGGCAGCUCUCCCAGGCUCCCCCGGGGCGCUCGGCAUGAGGAGGAUCAGGGCCAAUGCCAUCGCCAUCCUGACCGUCGCCUGGAUCCUGGGCACUUUCUACUACUUAUGGCAGGACAACAAGCCCCGCUCGGCGGCGGCCGCCGACAGGUCCGGCAGCAGCGGCGGCAGUGCCCGGAGAGGGCAGAGGGCGGGCGGCAGGCUGGAGGUCCGGCGGGAGGAGAGGACCGUCCCCCUGAGCAUGACAAGGGCUCCCCAAGGAGAGAACAGCCGGAGGGGUUUUGAUGAGAAGGCUUACUUGUCCUCAAAGCUGCUGAAGGCUGGAGAAGACCCCUACCGCCAGCAUGCUUUUAACCAGCUAGAGAGCGACAAACUCAGCAGCGAUCGGCCCAUUCGGGACACGAGGCACUACAGGUGCACUUCUGUAUACUAUGACACAGACUUGCCAGCUACCAGCCUCAUCAUCACCUUUCACAAUGAGGCACGCUCUACCCUGCUCCGCACGGUGAAGAGCGUCCUGAACCGCACCCCUCCCAGCCUUAUCCAGGAGAUCAUUUUGGUGGAUGACUUCAGCUCAGAUCCUGAGGACUGCCAGCUCCUUACCAAGAUCCCAAAGGUCAAGUGUCUACGAAACACUCGGCGAGAAGGGCUGAUUCGCUCUCGGGUACGAGGAGCUGAAGUGGCUACUGCUGACAUCCUCACCUUCUUGGACAGUCACUGUGAAGUCAACAGCGAGUGGCUGCAGCCAAUGCUUCAGAGAGUAAAAGAGGAUUAUACCCGAGUGGUGAGUCCAAUCAUUGAUGUUAUCAGCCUGGAUAAUUUUGCCUACCUGGCAGCAUCAGCAGAUCUGAGGGGAGGGUUUGACUGGAGCCUUCACUUUAAGUGGGAGCAGAUUCCUAUAGAGCAGAAGAUGUCCAGAACAGACCCAACUCAGUCUAUAAGAACCCCCGUCAUAGCAGGAGGCAUAUUUGUGAUCAACAAGUCUUGGUUUAACCACCUGGGAAAAUAUGAUACUCAAAUGGACAUCUGGGGAGGAGAAAAUUUUGAGCUCUCUUUCCGAGUGUGGAUGUGCGGUGGCAGCUUGGAGAUCGUUCCCUGCAGUCGAGUGGGCCAUGUGUUCAGGAAGCGCCAUCCCUAUGACUUCCCCGAGGGCAACGCACUGACUUACAUCAAGAACACCAAGCGCACAGCAGAGGUGUGGAUGGAUGAAUACAAGCAGUACUACUAUGAGGCCCGGCCGUCUGCCAUUGGGAAGUCAUUUGGAAGUGUUGCAGACCGACUGGAGCAGCGACGGAAACUGAACUGCAAAUCCUUCCAAUGGUAUCUGGAGAACGUCUACCCUGAACUCAAGAUUCCUGAAAAGGAGUUGAUUCCAGGAAUAAUUAAACAAGGAGGAAACUGCCUUGAGUCUUGGGCACAGGAUACCACAGGGAAUACAUUGACUGGCAUGGGAAACUGUAAAGGGACAGUGAACAAUCCACCUGUCACUCAGGAAUGGGUAUUCAGUGACCCUUUAAUUCGACAGCAGGACAAGUGUCUUUCCGUUAUGUCCUUCUCUACUGGCUCUCAAAUCACGCUGAAAGCCUGCAAUCAAAAAGAUGGCAGACAGAAAUGGAAGAUGAAAGGCAGUUUCAUUCAACAUUUUGUCAGCGGUCUCUGCCUGGAAAACCAGACUGGGAGAGUGGUGACCAACUCUUGCCAAGCAGGUGUACCUGGCCAACAGUGGGAGGUGUUACAAGCAACAUGAUGGUGGCACAGAGAUCUCUUUGUUUCUUUGUGCAUGAAACUUUGGGAGCAGAGGCUCGGGAAAGGAGGAGUUCUUUUGUAUGUCUAACCCUAAAUGUUUUCAUUGUGCCCAUCAGCAAGCCACCAUUUCAGCUGAGCACUUGGUGUUUCUGAGCUUUCCAGAGAAGCAGCUGGGGGUGAGAGAGGGAUGAGGAGAGCUGUUGAAAUCUUCCCAUCUGUUUUCUUACAUUCUACUUUGUAGCUGAUGUUUGUGCACAGCUGCACCCAGAGAAAGAGGAGGACCCAGCCCAGUGCUUGGAGUGACCCGAACUGCUCUGCAGCUCUCCCCAUCCAUUUCUCCUCUGCAUCCAGAGUCUACAACUUUCAGUCUUGCCAGCUUAGCCAGUGCUUAUACAGACAAUGAUAGCUCUUCGGCUUCCCUGGCUUUUCUCUCUAACACCAUGCAUCAUUUAGGCAUGUGUGUCUCCCAGUGAGGACUGGCCAGAGGAAGAGUCUUCAGGUUGAGUGAAGGGGCUGGGAAGGAACUAAGCAGACUCUGGGAACAGGUUGAUAACCACUUUGUGGCAGGUCUGUUCCUUUCUCUGCCCUCCAGGCAAAUGGGCUGAAGUUGGCACAGUGAUGACCAGAGAGCUGGAAGGGGAAUGAUCUGUUUAAGCAGCGUAACUGGGGAUUGUUUUGGAGACUAUUCCCUGUUGGAUUCUUGCUUUCAGUUUUCAUGGGUGGAAAGCCAGCCCUGCCUCCGUGAGUGAUCCAAGGCUGCAGGCAGCCCAACCCCACCUGGGUUCAGGGUGCUCUUGCAGAGCUGGUCAGAGAUGGGUGCCACUGCUUUGGGAUGCCAGCAAGGUUGAGACCAUUCUCUGACUGCUAUCCUGGUGCUACCAGAUUCUGCCUGCUGCAACCCACACUGAAGGUGAUGCACAGAGCUGUGUGGCAGUGCACAGUGAUGGUGCCACUGGACUUGGCUCAAGUCUGUGGAAGGAGCCCACCCACUUCACUGCUGUUAGAGGCAGAAGGGGACAGCCCUGAGAUCAUUAGAGGCUUCCUGCUGCUGGCUGGGCAGGAGCACAGCCCCCUUGCUGACUCUGGCUCUGCAUGGCCCUUGUGAACACAGCACAGCAUGACAAGCCACUAAUUCCUUUGCCUACUUGCUUC
Molecule: messenger RNA, 2994 nt
Organism: Dryobates pubescens (Downy woodpecker)
Lineage: Eukaryota; Metazoa; Chordata; Aves; Piciformes; Picidae
Gene: GALNT16
Product: polypeptide N-acetylgalactosaminyltransferase 16
Exons: 15
Coding region: 134-1843 (569 amino acids)
Cellular component (GO): Golgi apparatus
Source: RefSeq, a predicted model, not a curated record